Polyodon spathula (Mississippi paddlefish) is the source of this 4400-nucleotide messenger RNA. Its product is annotated as proteoglycan 4-like. The record is from RefSeq and is a predicted model, not a curated record. Bases 555 to 4121 code for a protein of 1188 amino acids. Lineage: Eukaryota; Metazoa; Chordata; Actinopteri; Acipenseriformes; Polyodontidae. The transcript is spliced from 16 exons.
AAAAAACUCUAAUUUGAUUGGUUUGUCUGUGAAAAACUGGAUUAACGAAGUUUGAAUUUUGCAAAACUAGCCAAGAAGAGCACAGGCGAGAGAGACCUCAGGGCUGGGGCAGAGUUCAGUAGAUUACAAUUUAAAACGAACAGUGUUAUUUCGAUUUAAACAAUACACAGCCGCCUUGAAUAUAGAACUGAUCACGCCUGCCGAAUAGUUUAAAUGAAGACGCUCGGUAGCUGUAGUCAUAUUUACUGUUAUUAGUGUACUGCCUGUAUUCGGGACUUUGCAAACAGCACGAUAUAUUUAAAUCGAUAAUUGUGUGAAUGCAGCAGAGUUCUGCUGAAGGAAAGCAUAUUCUUUAUUUUUUUGUAUGAAAAUGUUUCACUACUCGUCGGCUGUGUUAAACAGCUUGGCUUCUUACAACUAAAUACAGCACUGUACAGACUAUUUCGUUUUGUUUUUCUAUAUUGAAUCUGAAUAUUAGUUAUUUAGGCGUACGGCAAGAUACCGUGCAUUAUCAUCCACAUUUCCAAUUCACUCAAGACUCCUGAAGCCUUGAAAUGGCGACUCAACAGGUCAAUCUGUCUAGUCAAGUCCUGGCUUUGAGACGCCGUUCUCUCCCUCAGCUCCGACAGAAGUCCCUCCCGAAUCCAGAGGCGACCGCAGCUCCCCCUAAACUGGUGGGCCAGCCCCCACUGGGGAAAGAAGGGGGGACCCUGAGACGACAGCCCCUGAAAGACAGGAAUAACGUCCAGAUCGGAGGUCUUGAAAAGCCCUGUUUAGAGAGGAGUGCUUCAGCAGGUGCCCCGGAGGGGAAGCUACUGAGACGGCAAGCUGUUAACACCAGGAGGUUCAGCCUGGGGGAUGGGGAUUUGAGACAGAUACCGAAGCACAGUGGGGUGGAGGCAGUGGGAAUGGCUGUUGAGAGCGUUCUGAACGGACUGCCUGCCUGCGGGGAGAAGGGUCUGGAAAGAGACGGAAGAAGUUUUCUCCCGAUGGAGGGAGGGGUGGUGUGGAGUCCAGGGAGCCCUGCCUCUGGAGGAACGGGGAGCGCUUGCAAUUGCACCUUUGAGAAGGCGUAUUGCGACGCAGCAGAAAUGCUGUCGGGCUUGGAGACGGAGGCUCCCGACAGCCCCCCUGUCGAGACGCUCCAGGGUACUGUGGUGCUGAGUGGCUACGAGGAGGAGGAGGAGGCAGAAACAAGCGAAGACCCUCCCAGCGCUGCCCGGAUUCAGUGUAACGACAUUGCUGAGCAAGUCCUUGAACUAGAAGGGGGCGGGACAGAACCUGAGCUGCACCCCCCACCUAUACUCCAGGGGAAUGAGCAGUUAGCCAGCUGCCGAUAUUUCAGCACCCCAGUAGCGGCUGAACUGUCAAAGAAGAGAUAUCUGAGCCCUGUCCUGGAGGAGUCUUGCUCUCUAGAUCAUAGGGGAAGGUCUCCACACAUGGUCCCCUCCCCCAGCAAGCACCCUGUGCAAGCUGCUUUAAUAGAAGAGAAGGAGGAGGUGUCAGAGAAAACGCCUGCUCUGUUUUGUAGCUUUUUCGCAGAGGAGUGUGUCUCCGUCGUAAACAAGAUCCUUAGCAAUCCUUCAACCCCAGGAACCCCCUGGAAAGCUGCUCAGCCAGCCAGGGAUGGAAGCAACGUGGACGUUUCUACCAUUGAGGCAGAACCCCUUCCUUGUGACUGGACCCCCAUGAAGUCUUUCAUAGAACAGUCUUGCAUCAAUCCCGAGACCUCUGAAAUGUGGGGGGUGAGCCUCCUGGACUUGGAGAAACUUAACCUGCAGCUGGUGGAGCUGAACGAAACCAGGGAGGAGGGAGGAGGAGGGCGGGAGGAGAACGACGAGAGCAAGGCUGCUGGAUCCUCGCUGCGUGACUCGGCCAAGCCCGACGCCCUAGCUCUGCUGGAACGGAUGCAAGCGCUGAGAAGUUGCUCUCUGUCCUCGCAAAGAAAGACUUGCGAGGAGUCUGAGAAAAAGGAGUGUGGGAAUGCCACGGAUCUGCUGGAAACGGUGGAGGAAGCGGAGGAGUUGUCAGGCAGCUGCUCCUACAGAGCGUCCGGCGCGGCUCAGGAAAGUCUGGAGAAAAAAGGGGAGGGCGCCAGCGUCGGAGGUAAUGCCACCAUCGAUCUGCCCAACACCAUGGUGGACCUGAAUGCAACCAUUGAUCUUCCCAGCACCACUGUGGACCUGAAAAAUGCCACCAUGGAAUUGCCAAAUGCCACCACGGACCUGAAGAACGCAGCGGGAAUGGAAGUGGAUCCAGCAAAGAGGGAGGCUGACCACAACCAGACCUGGGAACUGAAGCCUGGAGCUGCAGGCGGAGUGCCUGAAGGAGAGAGGGGAGCCACGGACAGGGUGGCAGGCAGAGGGCCUCCCAGCGAGAGCACUUUCAGCCGCAGUGUCUUGACAAGCCCUGUGGUUUCCCAGCAGGGCCAGGAUUGCUUCCUGCCGUGGCCUGCGGAUGGCAGCCCAGAUAUCAAGUCCUCCUGCCUGGUCACCUCGACCCCGCUUGCUGGGCCCAAUUUCCAGCAGGGCAAAGCGAUGAAGUGCCUCUCCUUCAACAGAGACUCCAGUGCCUUGUUCAGCAUUUCGAGCGCAGAGGGCAGCAGCAGCAGCAGCAGCAUCAGCAACAGCAGCAGCAACAACAAGCCACUCCAAUCGAACGCUCAGCCCAGCACCCUGCCAACUCGAGCCAGCCAGAGCGUCCGGCCCUCCAAUAUUCUGGGGCAGCAAAAGACUCUCCUGCCACCGUCGGUGACAGGGCUGCCCACUUUGUCUAGAAAGACACUGGUGCCCCCAUCGCUCCGCUCCACACGCCCCAAGACACUGGUGCCUCCGGGGGCUGUGCAGUCACAACACGCCUCCCUGGGGAACCCCCGCUUUGGCCUCCCUUCCGGACCAGCCCAACCUGGUGUCAAGAUUCAGAGACUCCCCAGGCCAGCAUCUGUGAAGAAGCCUGAAAGAGGAGGAGGGAAGAACUCCAGCACAGCAGAGACCUCUGUGUUCACUCCAGCGUGCAACUCCGCAAAGCCGGCUUCGAGUGGCCUCAAGCCUCCUGCAGCUACUGGUACCAAGGCGCUGGGCUCCAGCCUUCCCAAGCCAGCCCUCUCAGGGACGAGGCCCCCCCACAUGUCUCUGCAGGGGCCCAGGGUGUCUGCUGACCUGAAAGGGAAGGAAUUGCGAAAGCCAGGCUCAGUCAGCCCCAGAGGUCUUGCUACAAACAGUUCAGCCAUUCCAGGCCCAAGUGGGAUUACCCAGAAGCCCUCAGGGCCUGCAACCGCCUCUGGGGUGCGGAGACAGUCUGGGAAAUUCCGAGAGACUGAGGAAAGCAGCCUUCCAACGGCAAAGAGGCAGAAAAUCAUUCCAGGCUCGUCAAUCCCAAGUGUCUGCAGGAUUCCCCAGAAGCCCACAGCGUCUGCUUCUGCCCCAAGAGGACUGCUGAGGCCGUCUGUGAGGCAGAGCAGCCUGGUAACUCCAAAGAGGCAGAUAACAGGUCCUACCCCACGACCUGGCAGUGCCAAACCAAGAGGGACUCCCCUAAAACAAACUGUGGGUCCUUUCACCUCCGCUAACUUCACAUUUGAACCCAAGCAGCAAUCUGUGAGCCCCCCCAAACAAACAGAGGUUACUGUCCCGUCCGCCAACCUCACAUUCGAACCUGAGCAACCAGACUCCAGCCCAGCAAAAGAAACUCCGGAUCCUGCUCCAUCAGCCAGGCUCGCAUGUGAACCAGAGCAGCCAGCCGUGAGCCCGCCUGAACAAACUGAAGCUCCUGCUUCUCAAGUGGACCUCGCACCUGAACCGGAGCAGCCAGCUAGGAGCCCCCUGAAGCAAGCUGAGGGUGCUGACCCACCUUCCGGCCUGCCAGGAGCCGAGGAGCCUGCCCCACCUCUGGACCCCACCCAAGAACACAAGCGCCUCACCACUAGCAGCCCAGAACAAGCAGAGGUCCAAUCCAACUGCCCCAAACCUGAACCCGACCAGCCAGCAGUCGGCCCCCUUAAAGAAAGUCAAGGCUGCAGAGAGUGUGAGCGGUGUGCAUGGUACCAGCACGAGAAUCGGACCCUGACUGAGACAAUCCGAGCUCUCCGGGAGAGACUGGCCAAAGAGAUUAAUGACUGCUAAGCCGGGUGGAUGGAGGAGAGCCCAUACAAAAAGCAGAUGUGUGCUCUGAAAUCAAAAUAUCGUUUUUAAGAUGCUUUUUUUUUUAAAACAUAUACUCAAUGAGAUGUGAAAAAAAGAAAUGUAAUAUAUAUCAUACACGAAGAGUUUUAUGUAGAGCUGGGCCAUCGAUCUAUUCUUGCUGUAUCUGGAAUGUGAUAAUUGGGGUCUGUUUUUUGAGAUUUUAUUAUGUGAAAUGGCCGUCGUUUGUCUUAUACGAUUAAAUGUGUUUUGUAAAUUAAA